UCGUCCGUUCCACAGGCUCGCCAGGAUUGUUUUCUUUCCUCCUCUCGCUUUCCUCACCUUCCGACGCGUUAUCCGUCUUAAACUGCGCUCUGCUGCGGCCAACGUGGCUAACUGACGUGUUUCAAGGAGUCAUCGCUCGCACUGCCCAUCUGGCGCUGCCCGAAGCUCGCUUCCCCGCCUGGUUCGGGUAGCAAGGGCUGACACGAAAACUUGGCCAUCCAAGGCAUCGACCGGGACAGCGUGACGCGAACUUCUAGUUCACCAAGACAGCCGGCGGCUAUAGCUCGCGAUCGUAUUUCACAUCCAACAGUCUUCCCUAUUCUUCAAGUCCCUUAGUCAAGCAUGUCGCUCUUGCCCGCCGAGGUCAGCGCCCAACUGGUUCAGCUGCUCCAGCAGCUCCAGUCGGCCGACAACAAUGUCCGCUCGCAGGCCGAGGACGUGCUCCAGAAUCAGUGGACCAGCCAGCGGCCCGAAUGGCUCUUGAUGGGCCUGGCCGAACAGAUCGCGACGUCGACUAACCCGUCUUUACGGUCCUUCGCGGCAGUAAUCUUCCGCCGGAUAGCCUCCAAGACCCGAAAGAUUGGCAACUCGGACAACGUCGACAUGUUUAUCUCCCUCGACAAGGAGCAUGGAACCAUCAUCCGCUCAAAGGUCUUGGAGACCCUGGUGACAGAGAGCGAUAAGACUGUCCGGAACAAGAUCAGCGAUGCUGUUGCCGAGCUUGCCAGGCAAUACUACGACAGCAACGACUCGUGGCCGGAGCUACUCCAGGUUCUCUUCACACUCAGCCAGGCGCCGGAUGCUGGCAAGCGCGAAACCGCCUUCCGUGUCUUCGCAGCGACGCCGGGCAUUAUCGAGAAGCAGCACGAGGAUGCGGUGGCCCACGCAUUUGCUCAAGCCUUCAAGGACGACUCCGUCGCGGUUCGCCUUGCUGCCAUGGAGGCCUUCGCAGCGUUUUUCCGCAGCUUGAACAAGAAGAACCAAUCCAAGUAUUACGUCCUGCUCCCUGAAGUGCUCAACAUCCUCCCGCCCAUCAAGGAUUCCCAAGACUCCGACGAUCUCAGCAAGGCGCUCGUCGCUCUCAUCGAGCUCGCCGAAGGGGCGCCACGGAUGUUCAAGCAAGUCUUCAACGUUCUCGUCCAGUUCUGCAUCUCGGUGAUCCAGGACAAGGAGCUCACCGAUCUCUGCCGGCAAAACGCGUUGGAGCUGAUGGCCACGUUCGCCGAUUACGCGCCGUCGAUGUGCAAGAAGGACCCCAAUUACACCAAUGAUAUGAUCACGCAGUGCCUCAGCCUGAUGACCGACCUGGGCGAGGACGACGAUGAUGCGGCUGAGUGGCUUGCGGCGGACGACCUCGACGAUCCCGAGAGCGACCAGAAUCACGUUGCCGGCGAGCACUGCAUGGAUCGUCUCGCCAACAAGCUGGGCGGUAUGGUCAUCCUGCAGCCAACCUUCAACUGGCUCCCUCGUAUGCUGUCCUCUCCUGCCUGGAGGGACCGCCAUGCGGCGUUGAUGGCAAUCUCGGCCAUUUCGGAGGGCUGCCGGGACCAAAUGAUCGGAGAAUUGAAACAAGUCCUCGAGCUUGUUGUUCCUGCCUUGAAAGAUCCCCAUCCCCGUGUCCGUUGGGCCGGGUGCAACGCGCUUGGCCAGAUGAGCACAGAUUUCGCACCGACGAUGCAGAAGGAGUAUUACGAUGUCGUUCUCUCGGCCAUUGUUCCUGUCCUCGACUCGCCAGAGGCCCGCGUCAAAUCCCACGCGGCUGCUGCUCUGGUCAACUUUUGCGAGGAGGCCGAGAAGAGCGUCCUCGAGCCCUACCUCGACGGCCUUCUGACUGCUCUCUACCAGCUCCUCCAGAACGAGAAGCGAUACGUCCAAGAGCAAGCGCUGUCUACCAUUGCCACCAUUGCUGACGCGGCUGAGCAAGCCUUUGCUAGGUACUACGACACACUAAUGCCCAUCUUGGUCAAUGUCCUGAGGCGUGAGAAUGACAAGGAAUACCGGUUGCUCCGGGCAAAGGCGAUGGAGUGCGCGACCUUGAUUGCGCUCGCGGUUGGUGCUCAGCGGCUCGGCCCGGAUGCCGCGAUGCUCGUCCAGCUGUUGGCAAGCAUCCAGGAUACCGUGCAGGACCCGGAUGACCCGCAGGCCCAGUACUUGAUGCAUUGCUGGGGCAGAAUGUGCCGCGUCAUGGGCAAGGCUUUCCUCCCUUACCUACCAAAGGUCAUGCCGCCGCUGCUCGAGCUUGCGAGCGCCAAGGCCGACAUCCAGCUCCUGGACGACGACGAGCAGAUUGAGAAAUUUCAGCAAGAGGACGGCUGGGAGUUGGUCCCGCUUCGCGGCAAGACCAUCGGCAUCAAGACGAGCUCGAUGGACGACAAGCAUAUGGCCAUUGAGCUUCUUGUCGUCUAUGCCCAGGUCCUCGAGGAAGACUUUGCCCCCCAUGCAGACGAAAUCAUGGAGAAGAUUGCGCUGCCCGGCCUUGCCUUCUUCUUCCAUGAUCCCGUCCGGUUUGUGUCGGCCAAGCUCGUCCCGCAGUUGCUCAGUUGUGUCAAGAAGGCGUACGGGCCGCAAUCGGAGCAGCUCGCGGGUCUGUGGAACAAGACGGUCGAUAAGCUCCUCGAGGUGCUCACGGCGGAACCGGCUGUUGAUACCCUUGCCGAAAUGUACCAGUGCUUCUACGAGUCGGUCGAGGUUAUCGGUCGGCCGUGUCUCACCGACGCACACCUGGCUCGGUUCAUUGAGGGGGUCAACUCGACGCUGGAGGAUUACAAGGACCGUGUCAGCCAGCGCGAAGAGGAGCAGCGGGGCGCCGCACCAGAGGAUGUCGAAGACGAGCAGGAAGAAUUGCUCAUGGCCAUCGAGGACGACCAGACGCUGCUCUCCGACAUGAACAAAGCAUUCCACUGCGUCUUCAAGUAUCACGGCGCCAACUUCCUCCGCCACUGGGAACACCUACUUCCGACCUACCAGGGCUUCCUCAAGUCCAACGACCCGACCCAGCGUCAAUGGGGACUGUGCAUCAUGGAUGAUGUGCUCGAGUAUUGUGGGCCCCAGAGCAGCCAGUAUGCCAACUACAUUACCCAGCCGCUGCUGCAGGGCUGCCAGGACCCGUCUCCGGCGAUCCGCCAGGCGGCUGCCUACGGCAUUGGUGUGGCGGCUCGCCACGGCGGCGAUGCGUGGUCAGCGUUUCUAGGGGGGGCCGUCCCGUUCCUGUUCGGGGUCAUGCAGGUUCCUGAUGCGCGCAACGAAGACAAUGUGUACGCGACGGAAAACGCCUGCGCAGCCAUUGCCAAGAUCCUGCAUUUCAACGUUUCGGCUGUCGCUGAGCCUGACCAGGUCAUUGCGGAGUGGAUCAACACGUUGCCGAUCACCAACGACGAGGAGGCAGCCCCGUACGCAUAUUUAUACCUAGCUGAGCUCAUCAGCAAGCAACACCCAACAGUCACGUCACAGCAGCAGGCCCAGAGGAUAUUUGUGUUUGUGGCACAGGCUCUCGAAGCCGAGGCACUCAGCGGGCAGACUGUGGCCCGCGUUGUGGACGCGACCAAGAUCCUCUUGGCAGGGACGAACACCGACGUCUCGCCGCUGUUGCAGCAGUUUUCGCCGGAGGCACAGAACGUCAUCCGGGCGCACUUCGCUUAGAACCGGUGCGGCGGAAGUCAGUGUGCGCGCAUGUUUCAGCGCGAAUCGACGGGUCUUAGGAUAUGGAAGGCCGCCCAGCAAAGGAAGUGGCGGGCGUACUUGGAGACGGUGAACGAGGUUGAUAAGACGGGCGGUCUCUAACGGGAGCGGGUCGGUACGGUCAGGGUGCUGGCUGGGCGGAAUGAAGUACGAACAAUACAAGUACAAUGGGCGGAGGUCGUGUGAUGAUACCAUCAGUUGGCUUGACGAGAGCAACGGUCGCAGCGAUGCCGCGGAUCGAACAGUGAAGUGGGAUUGCUUCUAUUGGCUUCGCGGAGUAAGAAGUACUAGGAACCUGAACAACGCGGAAACUAGUAAGAAAGAUAACUGAAAGCGCUCCGUGUCUUGUGG
This is a messenger RNA of Parathielavia appendiculata, 4029 nucleotides long. RefSeq names its product ARM repeat-containing protein. The transcript has 5 exons. Bases 343 to 3639 code for a protein of 1098 amino acids. Lineage: Eukaryota; Fungi; Ascomycota; Sordariomycetes; Sordariales; Chaetomiaceae. Gene Ontology annotation, molecular function: small GTPase binding; nuclear import signal receptor activity. The record is from RefSeq and is a predicted model, not a curated record. Gene Ontology annotation, biological process: protein import into nucleus. Gene Ontology annotation, cellular component: nucleus; cytoplasm.